GCAGACAUUACGGUAGACGAUCGGCAGCAACUGCGCUUUUAUUCCGCUGGUUGUUCCGCCGCUCGUCUCAUUGCACAACAACCCGCGUCCUUCAUUCACACAGCAACUCAACGAUGUCGGCACUCCACAGAAAGAUCAUCAACACUACCUCAGCCCCGGCUGCCAUCGGUCCAUACAGUCAGGCGGUGGUUGCGGACAGGACCAUGUACAUCUCCGGUCAGCUGGGGAUGGACGUGGCCUCCGGUCAGCUGGUGGAUGGAGGAGUCCAGGCCCAGGCCAAACAGGCUCUCAUCAAUAUGGGGGAGAUCCUUAAGGCUGCUGGCUGUGACUACGGCAACGUGGUGAAGACAACGGUGCUGCUCGCAGAUAUAAACGACUUUAACGGCGUCAACGACGUCUACAAGACGUUUUUCAGCAGUAACUUUCCUGCCAGGGCUGCCUACCAGGUUGCAGCUCUCCCCAGAGGUGGACUGGUGGAAAUUGAGGCGGUUGCUGUUCUCGGUCCUCUCUCAGACUCCUGACUAGCCGGCCCCAUCACAAACAAGUUGUAGUCUAACCACUGAGUGGCCUUAAAGUUAUAGCUGCAGAAGCCUUGUUGUGUUUCCAGAUGACACGUGAAAGACCAAUCUGAAUACUGUUUUCAGUAUCAUACCAGUGAGAACUUUACAACUCACCAGCAUUUAGUUUGUGGCUUUAGGUCAUUUCACACCUGACGUACUGUACUUGAAACCGAUUUGCAAUCAUAAUAACAUUCCUGAAAGCCUCAGUGGAAAGAUUUGGUAUCACAUCGACUUUCUUUGAAGCCGUUCUGGUUUGAUAUCUUGUCUUCCCCUUUGUCCCAUUAAAACUAAUACACAUUUGGAAAAACUGCUCUCACUGAAUGCAAUAUAAUCCCAGACCAUUAAACCGUUACCCUCUAAAAUAUUCAUCUGUUCUUUAAUGAAAUAAAGAUUAUAUGAAGAUGA
Scophthalmus maximus (turbot) is the source of this 965-nucleotide messenger RNA. RefSeq names its product reactive intermediate imine deaminase A homolog (gene rida). The record is from RefSeq and is a predicted model, not a curated record. Gene Ontology annotation, molecular function: deaminase activity. Gene Ontology annotation, cellular component: cytosol. Bases 114 to 521 code for a protein of 135 amino acids. NCBI's taxonomy places the organism in Eukaryota, Metazoa, Chordata, Actinopteri, Pleuronectiformes, Scophthalmidae. The transcript has 6 exons.